Molecule: messenger RNA, 636 nt
Organism: Prorocentrum cordatum
Lineage: Eukaryota; Dinophyceae; Prorocentrales; Prorocentraceae
Source: the annotation of a GenBank genome assembly
AUGAGUUACAGGACGGCCCGCAAGCUGUCGACGAUCUACAUAGUGAGCGACGCGCUGAAACUCACGUACGUGCUCAUGUCCAAGUCAGGCUCGUCCACGAUUCGGGACAUGAUGGGUACCAAAAACGCCGCGAAUCCCAACUGGAACUACACGGUGUUCACCGUGGUGCGGGAUCCGCUGGAGCGGAGCGUGUCUUGGUUCUUCGAGAUAGAGUGGAAGAAUCAUAAGAAGAAGUCAGGGGCAUUGCAGGCCUUCGACAAUGCGACCGCCAAACUUGCCCGGACGAAAGGAGACCGUGGUCAUGGUCAUGGGCAGAGGACCGUUUUCCUUCCACCUGGACAUUCUUAUGAUUUCGUGGGCACACUUGCAACCAUCGCCACAGACUGGGCUCAGCUAGGGGAGCUGCAGAAGCAGCGUUUCGGCAUCGUGAACUGGCCCCAAGUGGUCCCUCGCCAACGUGACCCCCACUCAUCAUAUGGAGAAACCCUCGACGUGGCCACGCUGCCAGUCAGCCUCAAGCAGCGAGUGUGCAACAUUUACCGGGAUGACUACUGUUGUUUCCACCUCCCUGUGCCAGCCGCUUGCCGCGUCGAUUGUGCUGGUGGACUCCCGCAGCGAAGCUAUGACCCGACGUAG